Messenger RNA from Caenorhabditis remanei, 576 nucleotides. RefSeq lists its product as uncharacterized. Bases 1 to 576 code for a protein of 191 amino acids. The transcript is spliced from 2 exons. Lineage: Eukaryota; Metazoa; Nematoda; Chromadorea; Rhabditida; Rhabditidae. The record is from RefSeq and is a predicted model, not a curated record.
AUGAAGUUCCUUGCCAUCGCGUUUCUUCUGGUCCAGUCCGUCCACGGCUUGACUACGACUCGAGUAGAAUGUGCGGAUAACAUCAACGAUGCGAGAGCUGAAAACGCUGAACAACGUCAAUGGGGCAAUAUGAACAAACUGUUGUAUAACAUCAGUUUGGAGAGGACUCUCUCGGAGUUCCUCAACCAGUACAAUGGAUGUCCAGGACCAAUCCAUAUUGGUGGGAGUGAAUACCUGGUCACUCUGAAUAUCUAUGAAUAUAUUUUUCGUGGAGAGGGCGGUAGAUUGGAAAGCGAAAUCGAAAAAGGAGCGUUUGGAAUGCCCACAAGUACAAUGAUGGCGUGUGCUCUGACGACAUGUUUGGAGGAUGGAAGUCAAAUUUUUAGUGUCAUCACAGAUGCUGUAAAGUUCUCUGCAAUCAAAGGAACCCCCGGAUCAAAUUGUUCUUCGUCUGGAAGACUGGCCAAUUCCAAAGGAUUGUGCUACCUUGGAAGCGAUCAGAAGAAGUUUGUUCGUAAAGGAGUAUUGCAACAAGUUGGAGAUGUCAUCGACAAUAAAUUAUUCGGCUGGGGAUGA